AUGGGAUGCUCAGAUUAUGUGGUAUGUGUUCAGGAUCCCAAGAGUUUUAUGGUCGCUUUUGACAAAGUUGUUCAUAUGGGAUAUGUCAGACGAAGUGAUCGAAAAAUAAUUUUCAUACCUUAUGAGGAAGGUUAUGAUACAAAAAUGAAAUUGCUUGAUAUAUUAAAUAUAAACGAGACCAAAUUUGUACCAAAUAUAUUGCUUAUAUUACCAGGCGAUAAAUCAGAGAACUGUGAUUUAUAUGAUUUAGUCACACACAAUUACGGUGGACCUGAUAUAGAAAGUAACCAACCUUAUUUAAUGGAUAAAUGGAACUCAUGCUCGCUUGAAUUUGAGAAAAAUGUAAACUUGUUUCCCAAUAAUAUGUCUAAUUUGAAGGGUAAAACUAUCAAUGUUGCUUCUUUUACAUAUAAACCUUAUGCGUUACUAGAUCUUGAUAAAUCUAUAACACCACUUGGUCGUGAUGGCACUGAAGUCAGACUAGUGGAUGAAUUUUGUAGGUAUGCAUGACAAUUAUUUACAUUAGUUAGGGCCAAUUUCAUCACUUGCUGAUAAAGUCCUUUAUAGUCCAUCAUAAACUUAUCUGCCAGAUAAAUUGCAAAUUUUGGUUUCAUAAGUCUCAGAUAGAAUUAUCAGUGACUUUUAAUUGUCAUAUAGCGUUAUAUGUUAGAUAACUAUCUGGUACUUUAUUAGCAAGUGGUGAAACAGGUCCUUAAUUAUUUAGAUAGUAUUAUUGUAGAUAUACAAAUAAUAUGUAAAAAUAAAAUUCAUGUAAACUAUUAUAGGUGGAUAAACUGCACAAUUGAACUAAUUGAAGAUGAUGUAAAUGCAUGGGGUAAGAUAUAUUCUAAUAGAAGUGGAAUCGGAGUCCUCGGGAAUGUUGCUAUGGAUAGAGCUGAUAUUGGUAUAGGGGUUAUGUGUUAUGGUAUAAGUAUAUAUUAAAUGUCUGUACAUUUUUGUUAAUAAAUCUUUAUUUUAAAUGUGCACCUACUCGCAUUGGUUUCCCCCACAACAUUCUAAGGUUUCAUGGUAAAAAAUGCCUAAGGCAUUAAGUCUGCCAUCGUACUUAAAAUGUGCAUAGAGUAUUAAAUAAAUAAACAAAUGAAUGUAACCUACAGUGUAUUUAUAAAAAUCGUUUCCAGGUUAUUAGAUGCAUGGAAAAUGCCCUUGAGACCUUUCACUUGGUUUAUGUGGAUAGUUUUAUUCUUCACUUUUAUAUAUGAGUCUAUUACGCUUAUGACUGCUCAAGGAUUCAUUUCAGACAAAGUAUUUCUAUCUACAUUUGGCAUGAUGUUAUCGCAGUCUCUACCUAAUGUUGGUACUACUUGGCGCAUUCGUAGCGUCACUGGCUGGGUGCUUAUCACUGGCCUGAUAAUAGACAAUGCUUAUGGUAGUGGUCUCGCAUCUGUGUACACCGUUCCUGAAUAUGAGAAAACUAUUGAUACAGCACAAGAUAUAGUCGAUGGAAACAUAGAGUGGGGAGCCUCUAAUGAAGCAUGGAUAUAUUCUCUCACUAGUUCUACUGAGCCAUUAGUGAAACAGUUGCUUCGACAGUUUCGAGUAUUUCCUCCGGAAGUAUUAACAAGGAAAAGUUUGAAUAGGUCUAUAGCCUUGUCUAUAGAAAGAUUGAGUUCAGGCAACGCGCGUCGCCUCUUGGAUGAAGUCGGGGCAUCACAGUUCCGGGAAAUCUCAUUCUAA
Messenger RNA from Diatraea saccharalis (sugarcane borer), 1698 nucleotides. The record is from the annotation of a GenBank genome assembly. Lineage: Eukaryota; Metazoa; Arthropoda; Insecta; Lepidoptera; Crambidae.